Molecule: messenger RNA, 1692 nt
Organism: Sphaerulina musiva SO2202
Lineage: Eukaryota; Fungi; Ascomycota; Dothideomycetes; Mycosphaerellales; Mycosphaerellaceae
Exons: 2
Coding region: 1-1671 (556 amino acids)
Source: RefSeq, a predicted model, not a curated record
AUGUCGACCUUCUCCGAGGCUGAGCCCGUAACACGUGAACGCCGAAGCAAUUCGCGAGCAUUGAGCCGCGUUCGCCAUGUACCGCCGGGGAAAAGAAUUGUGCUAUGUGAAGAUGGGACUUGGUUAAACUCCAGUAGCGACAGUCUUAAGAACUCUGUCGCCAUUCCAAGCAACAUAACGCGCCUAUCCCGUGCUAUCAAGCCCGUCAGCUCCGAUGGUAUCCAACAGGUUGUUUACUACCACUGGGGCGUCGGUGCGGGUGGCGGUGUCACGAACAAGCUGCUGGGCAUCUCUGGCGAAGGAUUGGCGCAAAUCGUGCGCGAAGGCUACCAAUUCAUCGCCAACAAUUACCAGCCCGGCGACGAGAUUUUCAUCUUUGGCUUCAGUCGAGGUGCUUUCAGUGCUCGCAGCAUCGCCGGUCUAAUUGGUGAUGUCGGCGUCCUCACCAAGGAAGGCCUGCCUUACCUCGCUGAGAUCUUCCGAGAUGCGCAACAUCAGCAUGAGCCAGAUUAUAGACCGAAACAUCCAGAUCUCCCCUUUCCAGAUAAACCCAGCGUCGCGAGUCCUGUGUACCUGAGAGAAUUGGUGCGCCGUCGCCUCACUAUUCCCGAUGUUCGUGUCCGAGUGGUCGGCGUCUGGGACACUGUCGGCAGUCUGGGCACGCCCAAGAUCGGCUGGCUGUCUCGUGUUGGCCUUCAGUCGGACAGGAUGAAGGAGCUUUCCUUCUACGACACUUCCUUGGGUAACCAUAUUGAUUAUGCUUUUCAGGCCUUGGCGUUGGACGAGCGACGCUUUGCUUUCCCCCCCACAUUAUGGGAAAAAUUCGAGGAUAACAGCACCACCCUCCGUCAGGUGUGGUUCCCCGGGGCGCACUCGAACGUUGGAGGUGGAUAUGACGACCAGCAGAUUGCCACCAUCAGUUUGGCGUGGAUGAUGGCUCAAUGCCAGCCCUUCAUCGAUUUCGACCUGGACUACGUGCAUGACCAGUAUGAGGAUGUCGAAGACUACUACGAGAAGACUGAUCAGAGACCGAGAAGAUGGGGAUUUGGCAAAAUCUUCUCUGGAAUGGAGGGAGUGUACGCCCUCGGUGGCUCGAAGAUUAGAACACCUGGCCGAUAUACCGCUGUCGACCCUACGAACGGACGUCAAACAGACGCCCCAUUGAUUGAAACCCAUGAGUACAUUCAUCCGUCGGUGCGUGCGAGGUAUAAACUUCGCGGCCCCGGACUGAAUGACAAGGGCGACUACGAUUGCACAGCGAUGCAAGAUUGGAAGCUCGUGGUCGAAGCACCCGAAGAAGCCGGCACGAAACGACCCAACAUUUUCUGGAAAGCGCGAGAUCGACCUCGAGAAGGUUUCGUCAAAAUACUCCCCGAGGCGCCUCUCUGGCAGCUGGAAACUGAACUGUUAUCCUAUGACCGAGAGACGGAAGAAUUCGUCCUGAGACCCAGCACUGUAAGGCAGGGCAGACGUAAAAGUGGGAGGAAGAUGGCCACCCGCGCCGUCUCGCCAGGGCCCCGCAGUCCGCGCAGUCCUCAGGGGAGGGUAUACUACGAAGAGCGGAUCGAGGAAAUGAGAGACUCUGACAUGUAUCCUUCGCGGGGUAGAGACGACAGAAAGCGAGAAGAGGAGAUGAGCCCUCCAUCGAGAAGGAGCUCGAGGUACAGAUGAUAUAGCUGUAGGUAGUGCGAG